Molecule: messenger RNA, 753 nt
Organism: Emiliania huxleyi CCMP1516
Lineage: Eukaryota; Haptophyta; Isochrysidales; Noelaerhabdaceae
Exons: 1
Coding region: 1-753 (250 amino acids)
Source: RefSeq, a predicted model, not a curated record
AUGGCACCGACGCAGCUCAGCAUUGUGCUGGAGCGCCUGCUCAACGAACUCGGGGAAGCCGACUUCAGUACGCUCGAGGCCAUGCUCAAGCACGAUACAGGCGCAUUGCUCGACGCGAUCCGAAGCACCACUGCAGCCGCAGAGGCUGGUGCGGCGGUUUAUGCCAGCUCGGCCACGAGCAAUGUUGUUGUGUGCCCAAGCAGCACUGCUACCGCUGGCGUAAUCUCUGGUCAGCACAACGGCAGCAUCUCCCGCACUCUCGUCAGCACAGACGCGCAAACCACACUAAAGGGCUCGGUCAUCCAUGCAGCCGCGAGUAGUGCGAGUGCUGAGGUGCUGCUCCGGCAGGAGUUGGAAGAGAAGCUGCGGUCACAGACCAAGGAGCUCGCUUCUGAGCAGCGCUCUGCGAGCGCUGUGAAGAAGGCGCUCGCGUCGGCGCGGGCUGAGCUUGCUGCGGCACAAGAGCUUAGGCGUUCCGACCGCGACAGCCUGAGGACAGCGCAGCAGGCUACUAAACGCGACAUCAAAGCGGCCGAGCGGAUGGCUGACGAGGCAAAAAACGCAGCUCGAGCUGAGUGUGAGUGGCGUAUCGGCGAGAUGCGGGCCAAGAUGCAGGCCGAGCUGCGCGAGCAGCUCGACGCGCUGCAGAUUUCGAUGGAGGCAGAGGCGAGGCGCGCUGAUGCCGCAAAGGCGGAGAGGUCAAGGCUGUACGACAAGAUGGAGGGGAUUAUAUGCGCACGCGAGAGAGGUUGA